AUGAACCCGAAUGGACCUGAAACUCAAUCUAGAGAUCACGUAUAUUUGACAAAAAAAGAUAAUUCUGAAUCAGAAGAUGAAAAAGACAAUGAUACAACUCCUAGUACUGAUCAAAUAAUUUUACAUCCAGUCAAUUUAAUGAAUGUACAAUUAGAAACUGACCUAACAAUACUUUCUAAUGAAUUAAAUACACACUCUACAAAGUUUAAUAACACUCACUAUACAAGUUCUACGGAUUCCUGUAUUAAUGAAACUAUUUCAAGUUUACUUUCAAAAAUGCAUUUAAAUUCGGAUCAUAAAGAUAUAUUAGAGGAAGAGAACUCUAUCUACUUGAAAUAUCGUUACAAUUGGAAUAGAGAUAGCCAUGUUGAUGCUGGGCUUGAAAACGAAUCCCUAGUCAUAAACAAAGCAUAUCUUAACGAUACUGCUGUUAUAGUAUCUGAUAAUGAACAUAUUGACAGUACUAAUGAAAUUAAUAGUCCAAGUCAUACAGAUGACCCGAAUUCUGCACGAAGCUUUUAUUAUAAUAGCAAAUUAUCCAGAAACACUGAUGUUGAUUUCAAUCAUAAUAGGGCAGAUCAACAAUACUGGGACGAUAACAAAUUUUAUAGAUUGUACAAUAAUAUCCAAGUUUUUUUAAUUAGAAAUAAAAUGCCAUUGGAUUUUCUAAAAAUAUUUAAGAGGUAUGUGAAUUAUCUCAUUGAAGAUGAAAUAUAUCCAUUAGAUGACACAUAUAUAACAAAUAUUAAUGAAAAGUUGAAAAAUAACUUCAAUAAUACACCAGAAUUACAACAAAUCGUUUUAUCUUUCCUAGAGCGCCCUAAAAAUAUAUAUAUGUCAUUAGCUCUGGCAGAAUACUCGGGAAAUAAGCAGCUUCUAAAAAAAUACAUGAAAUCAUGGAUGAAAAGAAUUGAUCUUUAUUCUAGACUGACGUAUCAUUGUAAUAGGAGGCUAGUAACGAAGUACUUUCAUACAUGGAUAGGAAGUAGAAAUACCCUCAAGGCCAGGUAUAAUGGCUACAUCUACUCUAGAGGGGUAUCAACUGGUCUUUAUAAGUGGUUAGACAGAUACCGUGAUAUAAAAAAGCAAGAAAGAACAGCCAUACAAGAAUACAAUAGUCACUUAAUAAAGAUGUCACUAAAUCGCAUUAGGAGAAGGAACGACCGGAUACUCAAUUGCAAAAAAAAUAUAAAUAGAAGGAAGCAAGCAGUAUUCUUCAGAUUAUGGAAAAUUAGACAUUCUGAAAAAAAAUAUUGUACUAGAUAUGAAAACACUUUAAAGGUAUUGAUGAUACACAGAUUUCGAGAUACGGUCAGAAAUCAAAAACAGAAGUCAAAUAUUCUUGAAGAAAAGAGUCUUCAGUACAAUAUCUUGAGGCAAAGAUUUUUUUUUCAGAAAUGGCUAAUUAAUUAUACAAACAAUAAAUCGAAAGAAAAGUUUGCGGAACAAUAUCAUAAAACUAUGUUGGUUGAUCUGAUUCGCCGUAUUGUAAAAAGAAGGGAACUUGAGAGGCAUAUUCGGUUAAAAUUAGAUAAAAUUUUAAUGAAAUAUUUGCUGCAACAAGUAUGGCUUAAGAAAACAAAAGAGGAACAUCAAGUCCAAGCGUUUUUAAGUUCAAAACACUCGGCAUUACAGGCUAAGUAUUUUAAUCAUUGGUGUACAAAUUUCAAAUCUCUUGUAAAAAUUAGCAGACUAUGUGUGAAAAGCUCUCUCAAACCGUAUAUUCUUAAAUGGAAACUUAUAUACAAUCUCAAUAUACACUUCAAAACUCCACUCUAUCGUUAUAAUAUUUUACGUCCUCAAUUAGAUAUAUGGUAUCAGAAAUAUCAGUUAAAAUUGGAAAGUAAAAAGCGUAGAUUAGAUUCAGUUUUCAAACAAUAUGAACGUCAAAAAUUAACACAAAUAAUUAGGAGAUGGAAACAACUCCAACUAAGGCAAGAAAAGAUGUUAUACCAAGGAAAUCAAAUUAUUCGGGAUAAAAUAUUAAAGAAAUAUAUAAAACUUUGGAAAAGCCGCUGCAUCCUCUUGCAAAAUAUGCAGUUUCAAGUAACUAAUUUACAAAAAUUUUAUUUUUUAUUGAGGUUAAAGCGUAAAAUUGGACGUCUAAUAAAGCACAAUGGUCAACUAAAUAUUCAACUGAAAAGUUAUGCUUCAAAGAGAAAAAUAUUUCUUAUGCGUACUACGCUAGACAGAUGGAAGGGGAAAAUUAGUCGAUAUACUGAAUGGGAUUAUACGGCUGUUGCAGUAGCUGACUCAGCAUUGCUCAAUCAAACUUACAAAGCUCUUUUGCGGCGUUGGCAAAUUUAUAAAAAAUUUUCUGCGGAUAGUAUAAUAAUUCGAAAUUACCUUCUAAAACUGAAGCUAUUAAAAUAUUGGGUGAGAAAAAAGGAAUCGAUUAGAUUUUUAAACGAUCGUAUAAGCCAUUUCCAGCUUACUGCGAAUUUAAAGAUCUUAAUGCGGGUAUUAAAAUUAUGGAGCAUCAAAUCCCUAAAAAUUAGCAACCAUGAAUCAACAGCGAAAAGAUUUAGGAUACGAUGGGAUAGAGCAACACUGAGAGGUUUAAUUAGAUUAUGGAGAAAACGUGCUGAGAGUUCUCCAAAAAAACUUAGACUUCUAAGAAACACUGAAUUUUCUACAUCAAAGGUAAAGAGUCCUGAAACUCCCUUGAAGAGUAUGUUAGAAACAAUACCAGGUUCCAGUAACAUAAAGAGAAAUAGGUUCGAUGCUUUCAAGAGCAGAUACGGUGGUGUUAGGCGGGCCAUACCAAGUCCACAAAAGAAAUCAUCUCUUACACAAACAGUUUUAAAUAGAACUGACACUCCAAAAAUAUUUUUAUCAUCACACACAAAGGAGAAUAUUUUGUCAACACCUAAUUUACCAUCAGAAAAUAUUUCAACACCCAAGGUAUUAUUUGAGGGUCUUCGCAAUAUACCCAAAAUUCCUCCAUAUCAGAAUAAUAGCACUGAUCUAUCUAAUGAGAAAGGUGGGCGUAAUAAUGUAACAGCUGAAGGAUCUCCUAUUAGCCAUACUAAGAAAUCGUCGCCUUCUCAUUAA
Molecule: messenger RNA, 3054 nt
Organism: Henningerozyma blattae CBS 6284
Lineage: Eukaryota; Fungi; Ascomycota; Saccharomycetes; Saccharomycetales; Saccharomycetaceae
Gene: SFI1
Product: Sfi1p
Exons: 1
Coding region: 1-3054 (1017 amino acids)
Source: RefSeq, a predicted model, not a curated record